Molecule: messenger RNA, 609 nt
Organism: Caenorhabditis sp. 36 PRJEB53466
Lineage: Eukaryota; Metazoa; Nematoda; Chromadorea; Rhabditida; Rhabditidae
Source: the annotation of a GenBank genome assembly
AUGCAGUUUAUGAUUUUGGCCGCUGUUUCUGCCGCCGUGGUAUUCGCCGCUUAUGAUGACCUCCCGAAGCCAGCUGACCCAUACCAAGCACCAGGUUACGAGCCAGAGACACAAAAGGUACUAGAACUACAACAGAGAUAUCCAGCCAGUAACUUUUUUUCUCACUUAUUCAGGAUUGUCCGGAUAAGUACGCCAAAAUCAUCACUCAACUUCGUGCCGAUCUCGGAAAGGACGUCUCCAGCAUCAAGUUCACCAACCAACUCGGAACCCGUGUCCAGAAGGCGUUCGGAACUGCUCAUGAGGUUAUGAUGGCUCCAAGUGCUCCAACUCUCAAGACCAACUUCAACGGAACCAUCUGCCGUGAGGCCUCCAUCGAUGGUUUCCACUACAUCGUCUACCCAAGCCCAGGACAGGUCAGUUUGCGGAACUAUUUCACAAAAACUUUCAAUACACCUGAAAACAUUAAAAACCCAACAAUAAUAAUAAUAAUUUCAGUACGACCUCGCCAACCCAGCUCUCGAGGAAUACUUUGAGAAGUUUGCUGAAUUUGCAGCACUUGGAAAGGCCGCCAACAUCGCCGACAUUCCAAAGGACCCAAGAAUCUUGUAA